Messenger RNA from Daphnia carinata, 2986 nucleotides. Its product is annotated as serine proteinase stubble-like. The coding region runs from base 330 to 2228 and encodes 632 amino acids. The transcript is spliced from 9 exons. The record is from RefSeq and is a predicted model, not a curated record. Gene Ontology annotation, biological process: proteolysis. Gene Ontology annotation, molecular function: serine-type endopeptidase activity. Lineage: Eukaryota; Metazoa; Arthropoda; Branchiopoda; Diplostraca; Daphniidae.
UUUUUCUAUCCCUUUAUAAAAAAAAAAAGAAAAUAUUAUAUUUUCAUGCCCUUUGAUCUGGAGCUGUAUAUAUCUCUUGUUCCACCUUUUUUUUUAUCUUUCUUAAACCUCCGGCCGUCGUGGAGGUUACAUCCUCAGCCACCGCACAGCAACAUUACAGUUUCAAUUCUUGAGUGUGUAUGUGUGUGUCUGUGUGUGUGUGUUGUGUGCAACAGUGCGACGUCCAUCUUACGUCCUUUGAUAUCGAAGCACGUUUGUUGUUGGGAUUCGAACUCGUUGACAGGUGUAAUUGAAUUGUGAAUUGAUUUGAAAAACAAAACAAAAAUUCAAUGGAUUACAUCGUGCGGAAUCUGUACAGGCCUACCGGCAUCCUCAUCAGCCUAGUUUUAGUUUCGAUCCGGCAGCCCGUAGUCAUAGCUCGUUCUCAAGUGAAUGUUGCUCCCUACGCCUCCGGACGGGCGGGCCCGUUCGAGGCUUGUUUGAAUGUCACCAGCGGAGAAGAGGGCCGGUGCAUGUUUGCUAUGGAUUGUUUCCGCGCCAGAGGACGACACGUUGGCAUCUGCACGAAAGGUUUUUACUUUGGCUCGUGUUGCUCGUUGCCGACCUAUUCAUCAUCGACUGCCGAUCCACCACGUCCUGAGCGGCCAACGCCAACGCCACCGCGUCCUGAGCGGCCAACGCCAACGCCACCGCCGCUGUCAGCCGUCCAAUCGCCGGCGAUGCCGCGUCCGCCGCCUCCGCUGCCGUUGACAUCAUCCGACACGCUGCCUCGGGUGCCAAUCGUUUUCGAGAGCAACGAUAUUGACGGCCCCGCGGCAUCACCUUUCGAUCCGCUUGACUUGAGCUUUUGGCCCGACCUGCUGGCCGACAUCUACGGCCUCAAGCCACAGCCGAUUGCAACGCACAAAUUCCCCUAUUCGACCUUUCACGCGCCGGCCAUCAACGCCAAUGGUAAUAACGAUAGCGCAAGUAGUUCGGUGAAAGCGGACGUGAACGUAACGACAUCCACGACUCCGUCUACUGUAAAGACGACUUUAAAGACGACUGUAACGACGACCAUGACUUCUACCGCUACUACUGCCACCACUUUCAGCUCAACAGAGAGCUCGUCUUCCAAUGGGACGACGAUGGCGAUGGGAUUGAUGAAACCCAAUGUCACCGUCAUCUACGCCAACGCCACAGUUCCAGUCGAAAGCGAAGCUCCCUGGGUAGUUCCUGUCGAGAGCUGGCUCGAGGAGGCGGUUGAAGAACCCACGACAUCGAUCCCGACAACAUCAUCGACCACUGGGAGACCCACGUCAACGCCACUACCCAAUGUUACAUCAUCGACAACGACGUCGACACCGACGACUUCGCAAACUGUGGCGAUCGCCGACGAACGUAACACGACUUUUGCUUUUAUUCCGCCGUCCGUCCCGGCCUCCUCAUCGGGAAUGCAACGCCAUGGAAGCGUUGAAGCAGUUUGUGGCAAGCCCGUCUACAGAUGGCCUAAAAUCGUUUCGGGAGAGAAUGCUCGGCUUGGCCAAUGGCCGUGGCAGGUGACGCUACAAGAAAAGACGAGACGUGGAUAUUACCAUAAGUGUGGCGCUUCUCUUUUAUCCAAAGACUGGGUCCUCACCGCAGCGCAUUGCCUUAGCAACGUCCAGCCAGAAAGCCUCUUGGUUCGAAUGGGCGGCAUCGAUUUCGCCAGCGUCGAAGACAAAUGGAUAGAGAGCCGGGUGCAGCUCUUUCCUCACCCGCAAUUCAAUAUUCAAACGCAACAGAACGAUAUUGCCCUACUGAAGCUUCUCACGCCGCUCGUUGCAUACCAAUCGAGUACGUUGCCCAUCUGCUUGCCGGACAAGGAUAUGGAAUUCGAUGGUGCCCAGUCGUUCGUCUCCGGUUGGGGCAAACUUGGCGAAAAGAGCCCGAUUUCGACGCGGCUGCAGUACGUCGGCGUGCCCAUCAUUAACAAUACGGAAUGCCAGAAGAUCUACCAACCGAUUCAUAAACAAAUUGACCGGCAAUCGAUUUGCGCCGGUUAUGCGGAAGGCCUGAAAGAUUCGUGCGAAGGUGACAGUGGCGGACCGAUGAUGGUCUUCAAACGCGGACGUUGGGUGCUGGCCGGCGUCAUUAGUUGGGGCGUCGGCUGCGCCCGUCCCAACCAGCCGGGAGUUUCGACCCGCGUCACCGAAUAUCUCGACUGGAUCCAAACAACGUUGAACGGCAAUUCGUUGCCUGUCACGUGAGAGCCGAGUUUCAAAAAAAAAACUCGGAAGGAAGAACGACGAAGAUAAUCAAAGUAAAAGAGACCCCUAUCAAUGAUACACACACAUAUAUAUAAUGUUAUUUACGUCUUAAUGAACGCUAUCUACGUGAAUGGUCAUUUUUCAAUGCAAUGUGCUCUUUGGGAUGGUGAAACGCUGUUAUGUACGCCAACGUUUGUGGCGUUAUAUAGAGUUACGGUACAACGUGAUUGUGUGCGCAAGGUGCGUGUUGUAUGUGUGCGUUGGUGUGUCUCGGAAAUGUUGUACAUAGAUACUGUAAUCGGUGGGAUAAACACGCAAAUGAAACGUUAGACGUUUUCGGGUGUCGGACGGAUCGGAAAUAUACGAGAUAGAUAGAGAGAGAGAGAGACAAACUGCCGUUAGUGGGCUAUUUUUCAUUGGAAAAUGUGCUUAUUAUUUGAUUCUAUUUUCAUUGGAAAAAAAUGGUCUUCAAUGGGAUGGCCGAAACUCUUUUCAGCACUGGAUGGCUUCGUUUUUGCACUGUAAUCGGCUUUAGUCCCAUUCGGACUUGUUUGAAUUCAAACGGCAUGCUGUUUAUCGACCAUGUUCCAUCAAACCGUUUCAUAUGAAUAUAGCAGUACAUUAUAAGUGGACACGAUCUCCUCCUUUUGUUCAAUUGUGGACUUGAGCUACUUUAAAUGCCAUACAAAGUCUAUUUGAAGAUCAUUAAAUUCCCCCUUCCAUUCGACUGUAUCAGUUACUAUUAUUAGCCUUUUUUU